GUCAACUGUAUGGCUAUUACACACUGAGUUCGUCGUGUAAUGUUGUGUAAUCGUGUCCACACGGACACCCGCCGGAUAAAGGUACGGAGAAAACGAGGCCCAAUUUGGACAAUUCCGGGCCAAAAUGUGCCCAAAAUAGCUGACAUACCUAACGCAAAUUGCAAAAGUCGUUCAGCUGGGCCCAUGACCUGGUUCUGUCCCCUACAUGGCGCUCGUUGCCUUUCAGCGGAUUUUUUGUUGUAUUUCCAGCAAAAACGAUAAUAAAUCGGAUGCUGGCAUCAUUGAUGAGACCUCCCGCCUCAUACCCGCUACCGAAGAACCUUCGCCAACGGUAAUGAACGUAGAUUACGGAAAACUAAAAGGGAAGCUGGGUACAAUCGUUCGAGCUAAGGAAGGACGGAUGGUGAAUGUGAACGCCCACGGUCCUUUCAGUCUGCAGAACCACCCUUCUACUUCAUAUCUCCCAGAAACACCCAGUAAUGGUAGCCUGGACGAGCCAGUCGACAGGAAUAGCCUAUCGCAAGCCUACCCAGAGCAGCAUAUACCAGAAAUCGACAGUUUCAUACAUCCGGGACUGUAUAGGCAGCCCAGCUCUAUCUCUCGUCACUCAAACGAACCUCCCGACCACCCGCCUAACCUUAUUUUCUCUGCACGCAUUGUCGGUGUUAACGGCAUUGAGCGAUCAACCGAUACAGAUGCGGCUCAAGAUCCUGAUGCAGUUCCUGAUAUGCCGAAGCUGGACGUCGGAUCUCUGUCGAGGAGUUGGGGUGACUGAAAACUGCCGGGUUGCCUAGCGUUGAAGGAUAAGGCCUCGUCCUUUAAUAUUAAUGGAGGGCCAUCUUCGGUGACGGAUGACGCUGACCUACGUAUGGCACCCACUGUCUUUCAAUGGUGUGCUUUAGCAUUACGCGGCAAUCACAAAUUUUUUCUAGAUUCUCAGCGUAUUUACUUUUCGAACAAUUUGAC
Messenger RNA from Desarmillaria tabescens, 966 nucleotides. RefSeq lists its product as uncharacterized. The transcript is spliced from 4 exons. The coding region runs from base 206 to 775 and encodes 189 amino acids. NCBI's taxonomy places the organism in Eukaryota, Fungi, Basidiomycota, Agaricomycetes, Agaricales, Physalacriaceae. The record is from RefSeq and is a predicted model, not a curated record.